This is a messenger RNA of Gossypium arboreum, 942 nucleotides long. RefSeq lists its product as uncharacterized. Bases 1 to 942 code for a protein of 313 amino acids. Lineage: Eukaryota; Viridiplantae; Streptophyta; Magnoliopsida; Malvales; Malvaceae. The transcript has 2 exons. The record is from RefSeq and is a predicted model, not a curated record.
AUGAGUUUUUCACCACCACCACCACCUGUUUUUGUUGGUGAAAACUACAACAUUUGGGCUGUGAAAAUGAAGACACAUCUGCAGGCACAUGACCUGUGGAAUGUUGUUCUAAAUGACACAGAGCCACCUCCCUUGAGAGCUAAUCUGACCAUAGCUCAAAUCAGGCAGCAUAGUGAGGACACUGCCAAGAAGUACAAGGCCAUGUCGUGCCUUCAGAGUGGAGUUUCAGAUGUCAUCUUCACAAGGAUAAUGGCUUGUGACACUCCAAAGCAGGCCUGGGACAAACUCAAGGAGGAGUUUCAAGGGUCAGACAAGACCAAACAGCAACAACUGAUCAACUUGAGAAGGGACUUUGAGAAUCUGAGAAUGAAGGACUCAGAAACCAUCAAGCAGUAUGCUGACAAGACUAUGGCCACAGUCAACAACAUAAGACUGCUUGGAGAUGAGUUUAGUGACAAGAGGAUAGUUGAAAAAGUCAUUACAACUCUAUCAGAGAAGUAUGAGUCAAAAAUCUCUUCUUUGGAAGACUCGAGAGACCUAUCAGCUAUACCCUUGAUAGAGCUGAUCAAUGCUCUUUAUGCACAAGAGCAAAGAAGAGCAAAUAAAAUGGAGGAGCACUUUGAGGGAGCUUUUCAGGCCAGGAGCAGAGAGCUCAAGCUCAAGCUCAAGCUCAAGUUACAAAGGCAAGAAGCCUUGGCUAGAAAAGAAAGAGAAAUGGAAGAAGGAUGCUGCCAAGAAGAAGUUUCCACCUUGUGCUCAUUAGGCUGCAAGCAACUUGGCCACAUUGAGCAAGUUUGCAACAACAAAGUAAGAGCACAACCACAGCACCAGAACCAAGCUCAAGCUGCUGAGGAUGUUGAAGCACAAGAAGAACAUGUCUUCACCGCCUCUUAUUUUGCAAGCUCGAGCAAGAUCAACAAAAAUUGGUUGAUUGACAGUUGA